GAGUCGGCAGCUUCCGGUGUACACUACGGUGUCUGUGUGUGGCCGCUCAUCACAGGCUGUGGAGGACUGUCCGCUAUGUAGACGGCCCUGUGUAUGGAGACCGGCGGGUAUACAGCUCUGUACCGUGACUGCGGGAAUUCCUCUUUGGUGGACGUCAUGAAGUGGAGGAAGUAAAAGCUAUUACGAAGCAUCCAUGAUGUUGAAGCCUUCUUAAGACCUUCAGAGAAGAAAGCAAAGCAUCUUUCCAUUCCUUUCUAUCUUUAAUGUUUAGCCUCAUGGCAAAUUGCUGUAGGAAUUGGUUUAAACGAUGGCGUCAGCCGGUGAGAAAAGUUACCCUGGUUAUGGUGGGUUUGGAUAAUGCUGGCAAAACUGCAACUGUGAAGGGAAUCCAGGGAGAAUCUCCACAAGAUGUGGCCCCGACUGUGGGAUUCUCCAAAGCAGACAUUCGCCAGGGGAGAUUCGACAUCACAAUGUUUGAUCUUGGCGGCGGGAAGCAAAUCCGAGGCAUUUGGAAGAACUAUUACGCCGAGUCCUAUGGGGUGGUGUUUGUUAUUGAUUCCAGCGAUGUCGACAGGAUGGAAGAAACAAAGGAGACUGUGGCCGAGGUUCUGCGGCAUCCUAGGAUCGCAGGGAAACCAGUAUUAGUUUUAGCAAAUAAGCAGGAUCGGGAGGGUGCAAUGGCCGAAGCUGAUAUUAUAGAGUUUCUGUCACUGGAGAAAUUGGUGAAUGACAACAAGUGCUUAUGUCAAAUUGAGCCAUGUUCGGCAGCUCUAGGCUAUGGGAAAAAAAUUGAUUCCCAUAUAAGAAAAGGUCUGAACUGGUUGCUAGAAGUCAUAGCAAAAGAUUUUGAAGCACUUCACGAACGUGUCCAGAAAGAGACUACCGAGCAGCGAGCCCAAGAGGAACAAGAAAAGCAGAAAAUUGCUGAGCGAGUCAAGAGGCUCCGCGAGGAACGAGAAGAACGGGAAAGGGAAGAAGCCGAGCGAGAGGGAAGACAACUGGUUGAUGAAGAUACGUCUGUUCCUAUGGUCAAUCCAUUCCAGCCUAUAUCGGCCGUCAUCACGGAGAAUGAAGGAAAAAUCAGGAAGGAAAAGGAGAAAAAGCGUCAGAAAAUGGUGAAUGGACAAAAUGGCAUAGACAUUGCCCUAGAGCCUAAGGCAGAAGAAGAGAUUGAUUCCAGAAGUGAUGGCAGUGAGAGCGGGCGGGCAUCUCAGGAUGGACAAUUAUUAGAAUCAUACAAAGAUGCUUUGAGCCAGAAGCUGGAGCAGGAUGAUUCAAGUGUAGACCCUUUUGAAGGAAGGGAAUCAGCGCAAAGCAAAAAGAAGACAAAAAAACUCAAAAUGAAAAGAAAUAAAAUAGAACCUUUAAGCGCAGACGAGUCUGAUUUAAAGAGCCCAACGACUCCGCCGCCACAGUUACCCGUUGGCUGGGGAACCCCAAAAGUUUCUAGACUUCCAAAGCUUGAGCCUCUUGGAGAAACACAUCAUAAUGGUAACCGUAGAAUGCCUUUAUCUUCUGUUUCUUCGCAUGCAAACUCCUCCCCAUUCUCCAUGGCAUUGCGCGCUUAUUAACACAUCGCUUUCCUUCAUGUGUAGCGGUUCCAUUAACAGGCAUGGCCAUCUGUCUUUUCAGUCUGUGUACCUCACGUUUCUUUCCUCUUUAGCAGUAAUGAUGUUCUGCAGACACUAACUAACCACAUGAAUCCCAAUGAAGGUAAUGUCAGAAGGUAUUUAAAGGGGUACUCCACCCCUAGACAUCUUAUCCCCUAUCCAAAGGAUAGGGGAUAAGAUGUCUGAUCGCAGGGGUUCUGCCGCUGGGGACCGCCUAUGCAGCACCCAGCGUUCUUUUACAACCUGUGUUCGGGCGGCAGGGUCUUGACAUCUCUGCCACGCCCCUCGUGACGUCACACCACACCCCCUCAAUGCAGGUCUAUGGGAGGGGGCGUGGUGGCCGGCACCCUGCCCCUCCUAUAAACUUGCAUUGAGGGGGUGAGACGUGACGUCACUACCCCGCUGCCCUCUCCAAGCGUUGGGAACAAAAUGUUCCGAACGCUGGGGCAGCAGAGUACCCCUUUUAAAUUUUGCUGUAAUUUCAGAUUUGCAUGGGACUUCUGGCAAAUCUAUCUCCUGAUCGUGAUCGUCUAGAAGCAAUAUGCCAUAUACCUUAGAUGGGGUUGGGGGCUCCACCCUAUAAGCCAGAGUGGAGAGACGCCCUUUGGCUAACCUGGCUAAUACAUGUAAUACUCAUUCCCCCUUAAAUGAUCUUGCUGCAGCAUCUUUUAGAUCUCUGCAUUGUACCGUCCCUCUGUUAUACCUCCCAGGAAAUGUAUCAGUAGACAACCGGUCCUUACCAUUACCCUGGUCAUUGGACGUAGCACUACAGAGUACGGUACAGUCAGCGCUGAUUGUAUGACAUGUGACUUUGUAGGGACACACCCCAUUUACAAGCUAUUUAAAUGUUUCCAGGAGGAAUAACAGAGGGAACAGCACAAUGUAAGAUUGUAAGAUAAGCUUCUGUAGAACUAUUUCAUGGAUAUUGCAGUAUUUCAUAAAAAAUACAGUACUUCAAAGAUGACAGGUCCCCUAAAGAAACUAAAAGAAAAUGGCGGGGGAAAUAAUAAAUCCUUACCCAGUGCUCUCGGUCACAUCACAAGAACGUGGACAUCUGCUGGCUGGGCCUUGGUGUCUGCCACCAUAGGGGACUGGAUAGCAAUAUAUAGUGGUCCCAGAAUAAGGAAGUCUAACUGAUAACCAGAUAAAUAAGCACUACAAAAAUCUAAUAAAAAUAGAUAAAUAAGCACAAUGGGAGCCGAGUAUUUUCAGGUAGAAAAAUAUUUUAUUGCCAGAAAUAAUUUUCCAGUAAACCUUUAUUUUUCUAUAUGGUUUGUUGCACUUUACACUUUAAUAAAUCAGUUUCCAGCCUCUUUGUCUUUUGUGCCUUUCAUUUACCUACAGUCUGUAACACUGACUUAUCAUCUUACUCUCACUCAUGGUUUUACUCACAUGUCCAUAUUACUUGUGUGUUAUAGUGUCAGAUACAGACUUCUGGUCAGAUAUACAAAUAAUUCUAAAUUAUUGCUGUCAUUUAAAACGACUUCUGAUGUUGUUGUUGUUGCACCAGGACUCAUCACUGAGAUCCGCUGGGGCCACCAAGCCCCCUUCAUAUAUCUCUAUGGGAGAGCCGAAGAUAGCCGAACAGCUCUCCUAUAGAGGUAUAUGGAGCAGACGUCGCGGCCCCCACUUCGGGCGGGGGUCAUGACGCGCCACUCCAGGGGAGGGCCGGGGCUCCGUACAGGAGAUUGCAGGGGCCCCAGCACUCGGACCCCCUGCAC
Molecule: messenger RNA, 3331 nt
Organism: Hyla sarda
Lineage: Eukaryota; Metazoa; Chordata; Amphibia; Anura; Hylidae
Gene: ARL13B
Product: ADP ribosylation factor like GTPase 13B
Exons: 10
Coding region: 264-1571 (435 amino acids)
Biological process (GO): non-motile cilium assembly; receptor localization to non-motile cilium
Cellular component (GO): ciliary membrane; non-motile cilium; motile cilium
Molecular function (GO): GTP binding; GTPase activity
Source: RefSeq, a predicted model, not a curated record